Molecule: messenger RNA, 2149 nt
Organism: Xiphophorus hellerii (green swordtail)
Lineage: Eukaryota; Metazoa; Chordata; Actinopteri; Cyprinodontiformes; Poeciliidae
Product: C-C chemokine receptor type 2-like
Exons: 3
Coding region: 126-1187 (353 amino acids)
Biological process (GO): G protein-coupled receptor signaling pathway; immune response; cell chemotaxis
Cellular component (GO): external side of plasma membrane; membrane
Molecular function (GO): C-C chemokine binding; C-C chemokine receptor activity
Source: RefSeq, a predicted model, not a curated record
UCGGAGGCAGUUCAUCCUCUCUGCUCGUUUGAGGGCAUCACAGUCGCAGUCAUUUAGAGGCAGGCAGACCUCAUAAGCAAAUUUGGAUUUUAUCUGAUUGAAGAAGGUAUCACUGAGACACCACCAUGUCAAACAUCACUGAAGACCCCUUCGAAGUCACGUCGGCUGAUUAUUCAGGCUAUUACGACUACGAUAUAAACAGUACCCACUUUGUAUGUAAGCAGGAUGAUAUGAGGACAUUUAGUAAGGGGUUUCUGGUGACUAUCUACACUUUGGUGUUCAUCCUGGGCUUCUUAGGAAAUGGCCUGGUCGUCUGUGUCCUAGUGAAACACCGCAACCAGACCAACAUGACUGACAUGUGUCUCUUCAACCUGGCCUUCUCUGAUCUCCUCUUCCUCCUGACGCUCCCAUUCUACAUUCACUACACUCUGAUUGGCAAGUGGACCUUCGGUGACUUCAUGUGUCGUUUCCUGUCCUGCUCCCACCACACCGGCUUCUUCAGCAGCAUCUUCUUCAUGGUUAUCAUGACGCUGGACCGCUAUGUGGUCAUCAUGUACGCUCACAAGGUGGCACGGUAUCGUACAACAAAGGCGUGUUUUUCUCUGAUCGUGUUGAUUUGGAUCGUGAGCUUCUGCGUGUCUCUUCCAACCUUCAUCUUUACAAAGUUAGAAAAUGAUGGCGAAACAGUCGGCUGUUUUUACAAACCGGAAAGUGAAAUCUGGGUCUAUUACGAUCUGUUUGCUACAAAUAUUCUGGGUCUCUUGAUUCCCAUGCUGGUGAUGGUGGCUUGCUACUCGAGGAUAAUCCCCACUCUGGUGAAAAUGAGGACGGCCAAAAGGCACAGAAUCGUCAAGCUCAUCAUCUCCAUAGUGAUCGUUUUCUUCCUGUUCUGGGCUCCGUAUCACAUUUCCCGCUUCUUGAAGUUCCUGUAUUCCACAGACCUAAUGGCCAGCGGCUGCAGUGUGGAGAUGAACCUCAAGGUGUCAACCAUAGUGUCCGAGGCAAUUGCGUACACACACUGCUGCCUGAACCCCAUCAUAUAUGCCUUCGUGGGACAAAAGUUUAUGAGACGAGCCAUGCACUUGCUGAAGAAAUGGGCACCUGGCCCAGUGAGUUUCAAGGAGAGCUCAUUCAGGAGAAGUUCAGUUAUGUCCAGAUCCUCUGUCACCUCCACUGUCAUCAUGUAGGAGCUACAAGUGGACAUACUCUGACUUUGGAUAUUGGUAGAGACUAAUCAGGCAUUCCAGGCCACUUGGUGUCCUUGUUGUGGUUUCAUCCUUAAGACGACAACGUUCAUCAGUAUCUAAUCUUAAAUACAAUCUCUGUACAUCCUUUGAACCCUUUGUAUUUUGUUUUAACCAAGACACUUCCUCCUCCUUAUGACGUUGGAUGCAGAAAGGGCAUCAGACCAAGCUUACAGUUUGGAACAGCUUGCAACCACAAAGAUCUUCACAGCCACUUCAGAUAACACAGUUUCGUUAUUUCUUCCUCACACCUUUAUAAUAAUAAUAAAAACGUCUUCCAGCAGAGAGCUUUUGCAUCCUGCUCUGCACGGUGUUUUGCAUUCAUUGAAUAAUUUUUGCUUACUGUGCAGUUGAACAAUCUAUAGGACAUUUUCAAAAGUUAUCAAAAAGAGUUGUAUUGUUUUCCUGUCUGCUGUAAUAUGUUCUGCUUUUUUUUAAAUAAAACUUCUUUCCAGAGUUUUCAAAUCUGUCAUAUUUUCACUUAAGAAUGUUUGAGGUAGUGUGUGAUCUUUCUCUCAGUUGAUGUGGCAGUCUGCUUCGUAGGAGUAUUGCUCAUCUGAAGACUGGAAGGCAAGUGGGACUUUUUUCUCCUUUUAUCUGCCAGAUUAGCAAAAUCUGCUAGCUUUUGCAUCGUGUUAGCUACUUUCAUAUAUUGAUGUAGAUGGUAAAACCGAGAGAAGAGGCAUGCACCGAGUGGAGCUCCCGCAAGACAAGGUAUUGCAGAAUGUUUUUUGGUGUACAGAUAUUUCCUUUAUUUUGCCACAUAGGACAUUUUGAAAUUCACCAACCUCUCCGGGAGAUUUUGGGAUGUGCAUCUCUUUCUUCCCAAAGCACUGCUAUAAACGGUUGCAAGUCAAAUCAUCAACACAAGAAGUCAAACAUUUCAUUGCUGAGGAGAAACUUAA